UACCAACCUUGACUGAAAUCACUAAACCUCAUACUGAGAUACACUGAACCUAACCCCAGAUCUCACUAAUUAUCACCAGGAAAACCCCUCUCCUCUGAGCCCCCACUAACUAUACAUAGCAUCAACCACCAAAAUGAGCGCCUCAGACAACACCACCAUCUACCAACGCUCCCACGCUCUCAAUUCCACCAGCCUAUGGUAUGCCGCCCUCAGUGAUCUCUUCCCCACCGCGGCAGGCUUCACCGUAGACCUCGAAGCCGGGAUCAUCUCCCCGAUGCGCGAGUCCUACACCCGCAUCACCGUGACUUUGCGUGAGCCUGGGCACGACGAUGCAGCUGAAGCUGAAGUGGGGGCUAAGAACGUAGCCGGCAGGGACGGCAGCCGCAGCCGCAGCGGCAGCGGGACCCUCAUCAUCUUCACCCUCAUAAGCGGCUCGCGCACCCGGGCCACCACGUGCUCGUUCUGCGGGAUUUCCUGGCCGCCGUGCACACAAUCAUGGCCACGACCACUACUACCAACACCACCAUCACUCGCUUCAGCUACUGCUUUCAUCGGCAGGGCCCAUCGUCGGCGCCGUGAUGCUUCCUCGUCUGCCGGUGACGAUGCAGUUCUAUCGGUGGGAUUCGGGCCACGGCGGGUGGGUGUUGCCUGUGGGGCAGGUGUUCGAUGAGGUUGUAGACCGCUGGGGGAUCUUGGGGGUGUUGGUCGAGAUUAAGGGGUUGGUGCUGAGCAGUGGUGGGUUUGGGUUGGGGAGCGGGGUUAAUUGGGUGGAUGAUGAGGAGGAGGUGGAGGAUUUUUUUGGUGGUGAGGGCUUAGACACAGACUGUUCUUGUU
Molecule: messenger RNA, 834 nt
Organism: Aspergillus aculeatus ATCC 16872
Lineage: Eukaryota; Fungi; Ascomycota; Eurotiomycetes; Eurotiales; Aspergillaceae
Exons: 1
Coding region: 134-670 (178 amino acids)
Source: RefSeq, a predicted model, not a curated record